GCCCUGGUAGCACUAGCCCGAGCUACGCCACUGAUCUGUUUUGUAGGCAUUACGCAUGACUUUGCAAUUUAAUAAAAUACGAUUGAAUCUACGGCUAUUUUCGACCUCGACGUUUUUUUCCGGGACUUGAAUUGCACAAACUUCCGGCAAUACUUAUUCAGUAAUUCAGAAGUACAUCCCAAAAGAUAACGAAAGGAAGAAAUUCUGAAGAAUGUCUCUGUGUUGCUGAGUGCUACUGGUGCUGCUGCAGCCAUGUCGCAUAAGGUUAAUUGUUUCAAGUGUUUCGUAUCUUUAACUUUGUCUUUAGACUUAAAUGGAAAUUUACUUCCUUUUUUUUAGUCUGUACUGUACUGACUAGUGUUUUGUCUUUGUUGAACUGUAACUAUUACUCACUCAGUUUCAGUAUUUAUUUUUUUUUUAAAUUUAGUUAUUUGUUAUUUUAUUAAUCAUAAAUUAAAAGAUUCAUAUAAAAGUAAUUUAGUAAAUGAAUUGCAAUUUUUGUAUGGUAAAUUAAACUCAGUGCUGCGCUACUGAUACUGUAUGCAAUGUCAUAGCGAAAAGGGGGGGGGGGGGGUGGGUCAGACUGGGGACAGAUGUUCCCAGGCAUUAGUAUUAGGGCUUAUUUAUAGGGCAGGGGCACCAACCUAUGGGCUUUUUUAUGGUAAUUUUUCAUGAAUUUGAAAAAAAUCAUAAUGACAUAAAUAUGAUGGUUUGGUAAAUUUACGCAAUCCUCUCCACUCAUUUGCAUCUUGCUUGCCGGUAGAUAUGUCAUUGACUCAUUGCAACCAAGAUGCCAAAAUGUAAAAAAAAAACUAGUGCAAAGAAACGUCUGCUUAAAUGAGAUGGGGAAAGAGACAUAAUAUGGUGUCAUAGCUCCUUACCAAGAGAAACAAAAAUUAGGAUCACAACAUUUUCAUUGAAAUUAUUUUUAAGAUUUAUUUUCAACCCUAAAACCUACCUAACCCAAAUGCUAAUUUAGUAUCCCAACUCCAACCUUAACCCCCCCCCCCCAUUUGAGCGUAGUUUUAACCCUAAAUUUAUUCCCCCCUAAAACUAAAUUGUAUGUGGUCCCUAAAGCCACGUUUUCAUGUGCUAGUGCUACAGUUACUGUAGAUUAAUAAUACUUUUUAAAGAUUCAAAAUAAUGAAAAUCAACUUACGGUUUCAUCAAAUACACUACACACUUCAUUGAAGGUUCUACCAAAAAUAAAAUCCAAAAGUUGUCAGAAAAAUCAAUACAAUACCCAUUUUUCAAAAUGUCGUAAAAUUUAAGGCUGCGGCUAUUCGGACCCAGGUCCGAGAAGUUAGAGUUUGGGUUUAUUAAAAAAUAUUUAAAAAUUAUUGUAGGGUUUGUAAGACAAAAUUUGGUAUCAAAUGAAAGAUAAUUGAAUAGACUUUAUGUUUGUAAACUUACUUCUUAAGUUUAACUACUAAAAUAAACUACCACAAAUGACAUGCGAAUGACAUCUCAACUUUUAAACUACCAGACACAAUCAUUAAAAAUGAAAAUACUACCCUAAAAAAAUUAUUAUUAUUAAGCCUGGUUUCUUGAACUUAAAAAUAAAAUGAAACAUCAAUCAUGUUUUAAUGGUUUCAAAUAGCGAAAUAUGGCUGAUAGGGAUGUGCAUUUUUUUUUUCUGAAUGAAUAAACUAUCCUUUAUUUGAGGGGGUGUGCAUUACUUUAAGCCAUAUAAUUCAUACAGUCAUUAAAAUAAGAUAAUACUACUUAAGGCUUAGGGCCUACUAUGAUAUCUUUUUAAGUUAUGUGAGUACCAUAUAAAUUAAUUUAAAUUGACUUUUAAAAGUCUUUAAUGAAUAAUCAUGAUUGUGUGGUUAAGGUUGUUGAAAUUCUAUAUUGUUAUUUGAUUAAUGUUUUAUUUUAAAUAACUGCUUUAGCGACAGAAAACCACAGACCCAAUGGUUAAGAUGUCAAAAGCACUAUCAUAUUUGUUGCGACAUGGAGCAGAGAAGAAAGGCUUCAAGCUUUUACCAGGUAGAAAUAACAGCUUUACUAUUUAAGGAUUUAAUGUUACUUACACUAAGUGACUGAUAGGAACAUAUAAAUAUAAUUGUAUACAAUUUGUUUUUAUUUUAAAAUAUGGUUUAUUUGGACACUGCAAGCAACCAAAUUAAGAUUCAACCAACAUUUUCCCACAGAUCACUAGGGUAUUAUAAAUAAAAAAUGCACCUCUAAGUUUAUCAGUGAGGAAAUGAGUUAUAGAAUAAAGUCACAAUAAAUUUAGUUGGCAAAUUUUGUGAUCGAUUUGUGACAUCAAAGAAAAUUGUGAUAGAUUUGUGACAAAAAAAAGUAAUUUUAUUUUUAUAUACCAUUUACUCUUUAUUCUUGGUGUGUUUUUAAGCAUUUAAAAUUAACUUUCUUUCCUUUUUAUACAAUUUAUAUUUAUCUUGUGAUGAUAAUAAUUAUACCAGUACACGAUUCUUCAUUCAUUAUAAUUACUUCUAAAUUAAUUUCAGGCGGGUUUUUGUAUGUGGAUGAAAUUUUAAAACAUGAUGAGUUCAAGUCAAUGACAAUUGAUGAUCUAAAGAUGGUGGUUGAAAACAAUGAUAAAAAACGGUUUACUUUGGAAGCUGAAGAUGAUACAGGCCGUCUGAAAAUAAGAGCGAACCAAGGUCACAGCUUACAAGUGACUAAUUUUUUUUUCUUUUUACUUUACGAAAUAGCAUAGUUAAAAAAAAAAUUAAAAAAUCAAGCUUCAUAUAUUUAAAAAUCAAAAUCCUUACUACCUUAGACACCUUGCUUUCUAAAACUGUUGUGACCUAUCUUAUUCUUAUGAUUACUAUAGUUAAAGUAAAAUAUUUACAAAUAAUAUUUAAAAUCAUGGAACCAGGGAAAAGACUCAAUAAGAUUGACAGGUUUAGUACUGGUGUCACAAUAGAAUUUAGUUGCAAAGCUAAGAUUUACUGUUGAAUACGGUUGAAUGUCUCAGUUGUGAAUGCUACAUGUAUCUAUUUGAAAAUUUUGAAAUGAUUUUCUUACUCAUCACAGUGAACAUUAGAUUAUACUUAAUUUACAUUUAGGUCUUGCACAUGCAUUACUUAAUCUUUUUGUUUAGGUUGAAGAUCUAGACCUCGAACCCAUCACAGAUGCAUCCAAGUACCCUGUUGUUGUACAUGGAACAUUUCAAAGACCAUAUAAGAUGAUAGAAAAAGAGGUUUAUAUAUUUCUCUAAUUUGCAUCAUUUGAUAGAAGAUGCUGUUACUGAUUGAGAUAUUAUAGUUUAAGAUAAAAUGAUAACUUUAAGUAAAAUAAGCAGCAAACAGUGUUUCAAUCCACUUUUUGAAUAUUGAGGAGAGUCAACACAAUUUAAUUAGUUUAAGGAUUGUUAGAGCAUGCAGGGCUAAAAGUUUAGUUCAGAGGUCUGCUAGUUUAUUACUGAAGUAGAUUAGUUUGGGUGGUCCGAGGCUAGCUAUUUUAUUACAAGUUUAAAUCAACAAAAGCGCAGAAUUAUCGUUUUUUUGUGGCUAUUUUAUUGCCAAAAAAUGUCUGUCCAGGCACAACUCAGUUAGCUAUGGGGAAACAUCUGCAUGGCCAAAUGUGGCUUGUUCUAAUUCAGUUAAAUGUCCAGACAUCCAUGACAGAUAAUUGGUGGGCAGAUGUGAGCUGAUUUAUUGCUUUCGGUUGUCUAUCCAAACAUGUAGCCAAUAGGAAAGCUAAGUGAACUGGGAAUUAAUUGGGGGGGGGGGGGGGGGGGGUAUGAGGGCAGAACUCAGAUAAAGGGAAGGAACUUAAUUAGAGGGCAAAAAAAUAUAACUAGAGUGUCCUCUACAAUUUUAAUGAAUACUGUACAAAUGCAAAUUGUAUGUCAAUUAGUUAUGGUUUUCAAGAGCUUUCAUUAUAAUUAAUUUGUUUUAGUGAAAUAGGUUUUUACAUUCGGUUUUUCAGGGUCUCAAACGCAUGACUCGGGUGCACAUACAUUUUGCACCUGGUGAACCAGGAACUGGUGGGGUAAUCAGUGGUAAGUUAAUAUUUUAUGUCCUUGAACCUGUCAGGUCAGAUUCACUUAUAACUUACCUUUCCAGGGCAAAGCAAUUGCUUGAUGUUAAAACUAGAGAUUUUAAUUUAAUUUUUAAUUUUUUGGGCAAUUCAGUUAUUGGUUUUUUAGAAACUGUUUUUAAGUGGCAUUUAAAAUCUAUUUUAAGAACUGUCAAAGCAACCGCCCCCAACCCUGUUAAAUUUUGAUACCACAAUUUGGUACCAGCACUUUUCUCCAGAGAAGGGUGCAGUAGUAAGGUAACGAAUUCUCAGCAUGUCCUGGAGAAUCUAUAUUUAUUACUAGUGACCAAGACUGCAAUAAUGCAAUCUUCAAACUUUUAAAAUAAUGUCCAUAGCAGCAGAUUAUAGGUUUGCAUAAACAAAGCAGCCUCAGAUGUUAUUCUAAGUGCCACAGAUAGUUUUCCAAAACGGACAUUUUCUCCACAAAAGAAAAUAUUGAAAUGCCCAACGGUUCCUGACAUCACUACAGCGUGCAGUAUGGUUAGACAUUCACAAGUAGCCUUCCCAGUAGUUUCAAAACAGAUAGCCGGAAAUCCAGUUAUUGGGAUAUUAAAUAAAAAAUUUGAUCAGAAAUUUAAAAUUUAAUUUGUUUUACUUCAGUUUUCAGCAAUGAAUGUAAAAAUGUUAAAACUUGACAGAAAGGCAUAAUCCCUAACCGCAAAUGGAUCAGGGUGAUACUAUCUUUGAACUUCUAAUUUAGUCCCAUUAAUAGGUCUACUGAUUUCUAUGAAAAUGGAAUGGUUAUUGAGAGCAAUAAUUAUUUUUAUUGUUUUAUUAUUAUCAUUACUCACAGUGAGACUGAAGCCGGAAGCCAGUGAAAGUAAACCCAAAGCCAUUGAGCUCAAUGAGUUAACACUUAUGAAGUGUUAAGCCAUUGAGCUCAAUGAGUUAACACUUAUGAAGUGUUUGCUGGUCCACAUACCAAUGGCCAUUUUCUAAACUUUUUUUCUUGCUAUAAUCUAAAAAAAAAAAAAUAAUAAUAAUUUCUGAGCUUAAUACUCAACCGAACCAAUAUGCUUUGGAGCAUAAAUUUCUGAAUUUAGAAAUGUAUAGAUUCCAAAUGAAACACAUCAAACUGAUCAGACUUCAAGAAGGGGAUGGGCAUCAAACUGUUUCACUUCUACGUGUAUUAAGUAGCGAAAAAAACUACUUGUGACUCAGAUUUAGAAGUUAAUAAUGAAGCUCUAGCAUUGAGAUGAGAGUCCAUAUGUUGUCCUAGUAAAAGAAAAGAAAGUGAAAAAUAAUUAGAACACCCCAGGAGAAGGUAAGAGAACAGAGCCUAUCCAAAAUUCAGUAGACAUGGCUAGUAUGACUAACAGUAAUCUAAGCGAGGAGUUUUCAAAAUCCCUCCUCCCCUGCAGAUCGGUGAUGGGGCUGAGGUCGAUUGUAGGCGCUCAUGCGACUGGGAGCACUAGGCAAGGUGCGGGAGAGCCCUACUUGAGGAGAAUGUUAUGCGACUCAGCUCAACAGAUGGAGCUGGUAGCCAAUGUACUAGGUGGGGUCAUAAGAGAGUGAUCUCAGACAAAAAUGUUAAGAUGAAAAUAAUGAGAAUUUUUUUUGUUUUUUAAUUACAGUGUCAUUUAAAAGUGAUAGCCAAAAAUUGAAACAAAGUACAGAAACUUUGAUGGGGAAAAAAAGCAAAAAGUACACAAAACAGGAAUUUGAGUCCUAUCCAGGCAGAACAAAUUUAAGAUAAUUUAAAGAACAAGAAUAUAUCUGUAUGUAACAAUAAGAAAGAAAACAGACCAAUCCAUUACAUUUACUGGUAGAUGAAGUAGCUUGUCAUUUAAACUAUUUUUAAAGAUUGGAGUGAAAAAAAAUUCUGAGAUGUUUCAAAGAAGUUAGAUCCUAUAAAAUGACAAGAAGUUUGUGUAUAUAUAGCGACUGCAUCAAAAUAUCCCGUGUCUGCUGCUGGUCAGUUGGUCCAAAAUUGUGUUCGAGCAAAUGACGAAUAUUAGACUUAAGUCCAUACCUCAACAGACAACAGUGUCUCGGAUGACUUACGAGCAGGCCAUCUAGUGGUGGCUCUGGUGGCUAGGCAGGAGAUGGAGUAAAUCAAAUGAGUGAAUCAUUGAGUGAUGCCACCAACCUUUGUGCCUAAUACAAUUGGGUUCCUGAGGCUCAGACCAGUUCUAUAAAAACCUAAUAACCAAGUCAGUGAAAAGUAUGCUGACGUAUAUAUAUAUAUGGCAUUUUGAGACGAUGGCGUAGCUUAUUGCACUUUAUCAAAUGGCUUUCGGGGCCGAUCCUGGAAUGACAGACUCGGCUGCACUUCUCGCAACAGCCCCGUGACUCCUGGUUGAAUUUGGCCUUCCGCAAUGCUCUUUUUGUGUGCAGGGACUUUGUUUCACGCAUCUGCAGCAUUUUUGACUCCCUCAUACACUGCCUUUUUGCCACCUGAAACGGUGAUAAGCAAUGAUUUCCCAUUGGCGAUUUUUACGCUGGCUUCUCUCAUGUUCUGUGGCCGCCCUAUAUUUUUCCCUUCCUCCAACUCUCCAUACAGCCGGUUAUUUGGAUACAGCCUUCCUCAGUUCUUCUUACAUGGUCUAAACAGCGAACACACCUCUUGAUAAAAGUGGAGAACAUGCUUCACAUUUUGGCAUGUCCGAAACCUCUGUGUUAGGCACCUUGUCCUGCCCUUGAAUUCGCUAAAUGUUCAGCUGAAAUUUAUUAUGGAAGCAGUUAACUUUCCGCUCAUGACUGGCGUUAUGUUGUUCACACUUACUGCCAUAAAGGAGUGUACUCAGCAAAAAUGCCUGUUUGAUGCUUUGUACUGUGCAUGAAGUGAGUUUAGGAUUGUUCCACACCCGCUUGCCCUCAUACACUACAGGCUCUCAGGACUGCAAAGAAAAUACCCAAACAGACUGCCCGCCAAUGUUGCAACACUUAUUUGUAGGACCUUUACUAUUGUAUACAAUUGAAUUCCGACAUGCUAAGGUCAUGUAUGGGGGCAUGAGGUACACACACUUCGAAAAUCCCACCACUCCAGUCCAAGACAGGUCAAGUUAUUGUUACGCACAACUGACAGAGAAGGUCCCCGUUAACCCUGUGUUAUUAAACAAUUGAAGUUCAUAUUUGACAGCCAGAUUCUUGAGGUUAAUUGCAAUGACACCCACUUGAUGGAUUGGCCACUGCUGAUAAUGUUUUCAAAUAUAGGAACAUUUCUGUGGACACUUUUAAAAAGUAACUAGUAUGAGCAUUUGGGUUAAAUUUCAGUUGAACUUCCUUCUCUAACAAGUUUUAAUUAUUUUUAUCUAUAUUUUUUUCUGUAAUAUAACAGAAUUAAUUUCACAGUUAAUAUAUCUCAGUUAUUCCAGUUAUUAUUCCAUAAUCUUUAUAAAUUAUAAAGCAGUAAUGACAACAAUAAAACUUAUGUUAUAAAAUAUUUUAACUCUUCUGACCUUCAACCUGCAGGUUGCAUACAUAAAGGAUAGACUUUAUAUUUCUUGUAAAAAAAGUUAAUUUUUUUACAACCAUUACCCCAUUACAAUUAGCAGGACAUAUAUCUAACUGUUGGUCCUGUAAAUAUUGACAUUCUAUUUAAAUAGAUAUAUAAAGUUAUAGACAAAGUCCACAAAGUUUUAUGCAGAGAAAAACUCCUUUGCAAAAAGCUGCACUUAAACUUUUGAAAAACCUUAUCUGCCCUGCCGUUGAAAGUUGAUCUUGGUGUUUUUUGUAAACCAUUGAAAGGGCUCUAUACUCUGGUGUUUUAUAUAUUUUUUUAUAUUUUGAAUUACUCACCAAAGUACAGAACAUAAAGUUAUUGAAUUGCCAACUAGUAUUGAGUGAUUUAUAGUUUUUUCAAACUUUCUUUUACAGGAAUGCGAAGUUCUUGCACUGUUUUAAUAUACUUAAACUUGGGAAAAGCCCUUCAAGGUAAAAAUUCUCGAUUUAUAGUAAAUCUUGAGUUAAAUGGUAUUAUAUUAGUUUAAUUUUUUAUAUGAUGGAUAUUUUACAUCUAGAAUAUUUUUAUGCCAAUCAACCCCAUCGCUACUAAUGCAUCCCCGAUGUGACUAGUAAAGAAAUUUGAUUAUGUUACAUAAAUAAUAAUUUUGUUUUGGUGGUUUUUUUAGAUGGAUUGAUGUUUUUUCUGUCUGCCAACAAUGUAAUCCUUUCUCCUGGCAAUGAACAAGGAGUUAUUCCCCCUUUGUACUUUGACAAAGUGAUUGACAAGAGCACAGGACAAGUGGUAUGAUUUUCAUGUUCCUCGCUUGUUAUUCAUAGUUGCAUUUCUUUAGCACAAAACAUAUGCAUUUUUCGAUUUUCUUAAUACAUUUUUAAAAUAUAUUAUUUAAUUGAGUGGGACAGGGGCCGGCAAACCUUGUAAGUGGCCAUUUUUGGUUGACUUGGAUUAUUACAUUAGCAUAUUAAUACAGUUCAGGGGCGGUGUGUGUGGGGGUGGGGGUGUAGCACUAAUUGGUAAUCUUAUAAAGUGCGUUUCUCUAAAGCUUGUUUUGUCAAGUAACUUUAGUAGAUGGUAAGUUCAUGCGUUGUGGCCGCCAUUGUUUGGCAGGCUAUAUAUAGUUGUUAUAAUAUUGUACUUUACUUGUUUUUUUCCAGUUGCUGAGGGAUGGUGUGCCACUCAAUAAAGAAAUAGGAUUUACAGUAGUCACAGAGGAUAUGGCAGCUAGAGCUGGUGUUGUAACACCUGAAGACAUUGCUGCUGAAUUUGAUAAAAAGAAAAAUAGAAGAAAAAAGAAAUAAAAUAUCAAAUUAGUUCUGUUCAGUUAUUUAAUGGAAUGUGGAAGACUGAGUUAUAUUUUAAUUUUUCUGUGAUAUCCUUUCCAAAAAAAAUGUUUUCACACAGUUUACUGUGAAGAAAUCUUUUUAAUCUUAAUAAAAUAUAACUUUUUUUUUUUGUACACAUUUUUCUUGUUUUUCUUGCUUAACUUAAUAAUUUAUUGAUAUUCUUAUAUUUUAAAUUUUUUUAAACUUCAUUUUAAAGCAUUGUCUUUGGAUUGGACAUAUCAUUUAUUAGACAUACAUGAACAUUUUAAAUAUGCAGCCUUUUUCAUUAAAAUACAUUUGAAAGCACUUGUGUCUUUUACUUAUUUGAAAAAAAAUCUUUUAAGUUAAAGGGACAAAAUUUCUUUGACAUUUUUAGAUUAAUCAAUUCAAUCUUAAUUGG
Lymnaea stagnalis (great pond snail) is the source of this 9142-nucleotide messenger RNA. Lineage: Eukaryota; Metazoa; Mollusca; Gastropoda; Lymnaeidae. The record is from the annotation of a GenBank genome assembly.